Messenger RNA from Laccaria bicolor S238N-H82, 4620 nucleotides. RefSeq names its product tetratricopeptide repeat-containing protein. Gene Ontology annotation, molecular function: protein binding. The coding region runs from base 1 to 4620 and encodes 1539 amino acids. The transcript is spliced from 7 exons. The record is from RefSeq and is a predicted model, not a curated record. Lineage: Eukaryota; Fungi; Basidiomycota; Agaricomycetes; Agaricales; Hydnangiaceae.
AUGAAUGAUGGCGAGGACGAUGUGUCUGGAAUGAUCAAUCUUGCCGUCUCGCUCAUGGCAGAAUGCAAGGCAGGGUUAUCGCUUUCGGAGCUCAACACUGUGGUCUUCCUGUUCCGUCAAGUUGAAGAUAGCUGCCCAGCAACACAUCCGCUUCACCCUGCUGCCAAGAGAGAUCUUGCGUCCGUAUUGGGAGUCAGAUUCAUGUACACCAAUCAAAGACAUGAUUUGAUGGAAUCUUUGACUCUUCGCAACGAGAUUGUUGAAGAUUGGAAUUUAGACCAAGAGGCGAGCCCUGAAACCAAUACCGCUAUCCGACGAGAGAACAAGACGGACACAGAAGACACAUCACAACUGGCGAAGAGAUUGUUGACGGACUUCCAGAAGUCAACUUCCCUUCACAUUCUGAACGACAUUGUCUUCCUUGUUCAACAGGCACUUGCACAAUUAUCAGCUGCAUCUACUAGCCGGUUCAUUGCAUUGACAACUCUGGUUGAUGCAUUAUAUGCCCGCUUCAACCAUUCCUAUGAUCUGACCGACCUGAACGAAGCAAUUUCUAGUUUGCAAGAUGCUACUAAAUGUUGCACGGAGCGAGAUCAGCAAGAAUCAAACAUAAACUUCCAGAUCUGCGGGCUGUUAGCAACACGAUUUGAUUUGAUAGGGGAUCUUUCUGAUCUUCAAACAGCAUGGGAUUGGACUAUCAAAGGCACUGAAACUUCCACAGGUAUUCAGGAAUCACUUGACCUUGCCAUUGAACUUUGUACACAGUUCAACAUGUCGGGUAACAUGGUGGAUCUGAAUACAGCAGUGACACUUUUUAGGGAAGUGAUUGCACAACUACCUCAGGGAAGUGAGAAUUAUGCAGCUGUUGUCAAUAAUCUUGCUUCUGCACUGUGGACCCGAUUUGAGCAAGGAGGUCAGCGAAGUGAUCUUGAUGAAGCUAUUUCUCUGCACAGGCAAGCUCUUGAGCUCUUCCUUCCACCCCAUCCCAAUCGAUCUAGCUCACUCAACAAUCUUGCUUCUGCACUGUCAACCCGAUUUGAGCAAGAACUACAGCAAAGUGAUCUUGAUGAAGCUAUUUCUCUGCACAGGCAAGCUCUUGAGCUGUUCCUUCCACCCCAUCCCAAUCGAUCCAGCUCACUCAACAAUCUUGCUUCUGCACUGUCAACCCGAUUUCAGCAAGGAGGUCAGCAAAGUGAUCUUGAUGAAGCCAUUUCUCUCCACAGGCAAGCUCUUGAGCUCCGACUUCCACCCCAUCCCCUUCGAUCCAGCUCACUCCACAAUCUUGCUUCUGCACUGUCAACCCGAUUUCAGCAAGGAGGUCAGCAAAGUGAUCUUGAUGAAGCCAUUUCUCUGCACAGGCAAGCUCUUGAGCUCUUCCUUCCACCCCAUCCCAAUCAAUCCAGCUCUCUCAACAAUCUUGCUUCUGCACUGUUAACCCGAUUUCAGCAAGGAGGUCAGCAAAGUGAUCUUGAUGAAGCCAUUUCUCUCCACAGGCAAGCUCUUGAGCUCUUACUUCCACCCCAUCCUCUCCAAUCCAGCUCACUCCACAAUCUUGCUUCUGCACUGUCAACCCGAUUUGAGCAAGGAGGUCAGCAAAGUGAUCUUGAUGAAGCCAUUUCUCUGCACAGGCAAGCUCUUGAGCUCUUCCUUCCACCCCAUCCCAAUCGAUCCAUCUCGCUCAACAAUCUUGCUUCUGCACUGUCAACCCGAUUUGAGCAGGAGGUCAGCAAAGUGAUCUUGAUGAAGCCAUUUCUCUGCAUAGGCAAGCUCUUGAGCUCCGACUUCCACCCCAUCCUCUUCGAUCCAACUCACUCAACAAUCUUGCUUCUGCACUAUCAACCCGAUUUGAGCAAGAAGCUCUUCCUUCCACCCCAUCCCAAUCAAUCCAGCUCACUCAGCAAUCUUGCUUCUGCACUAUCAACCAGAUUUGAGCAAGAAGGUCAGCAAAGUGAUAUUGAUGAAGCCAUUUCUCUGCACAGGCAAGCUCUUGAGCUCUUUCUUCCACCUCAUCCUCACCAAUCCAGCUCACUCCACAAUCUUGCUUCUGCACUGUUGACCCAAUUUCAGCAAGGAGGUCAGCAAAGUGAUCUUGAUGAAGUCAUUUCUCUGUACAGGCAAGCUUUUGAGCUCCAACCUCUAUCCCAUCCCCUUCAAUCCAGCUCUCUCAACAAUCUUGCUUCUGCACUGUUGAUUCAAUUUGAGCAAGGAGGUCAGCAAAGUGAUCUUGAUGAAGCCAUUUCUCUGCAUAGGCAAGCUCUUGAGCUCCAACUUCCACCCCAUUCCAAUCGAUCCAUCAUGCUCAACAAUCUUGCAAAUGCACUGUGGAUCCGAUUUGAGCAAGGAGGUCAGCAAAGUGAUCUUGAUGAAACCAUUUCUCUGCAUAGGCAAGCUCUUGAGCUCCGACUUCCACCCCAUCCUGAUCGAUCCAACUCACUCAACAAUCUUGCUUCUGCACUAUCAACCCGAUUUCAGCAAGGAAGCAAUCUUGCUUCUGCACUAUCCACCAGAUUUGAGCAAGAAGGUCAGCAAAGUGAUAUUGAUGAAGCCAUUUCUCUGCACAGGCAAGCUCUUGAGCUCUUUCUUCCACCUCAUUCCAAUCACUCCAUCUUGCUCCACAAUCUUGCUUCUUCACUGUCGACCCGAUUUCGGCAAAGAGGUCAGCAAAGUGAUCUUGAUGAAGCUAUUUCUCUGCACAGGCAAGCUCUUGAGCUGUUCCUUCCACCCCAUCCCAAUCAACCUGGCUCUAUAAACAAUCUUGCUUCUGCACUGUUGACCCGAUUUCAGCAAGGAGGUCAGCAAAGUGAUGUAAAUGAAGCCAUUUCUCUGUACAGGCAAGCUCUUGAACUCCGGCUUCCACCUCAUCCUGACCGAUCCAGCUCACUGUACAACCUUGCUUCUGCACUGUCGAUCCGAUGUGGGCAAGGAGGUCAGCAAAGUGAUCUUGAUGAAGCAAUGUCUCUAUUCCUCACAGCUACCCAAUACCCCUUCCAAUCUCCAUUUAAUCGCCUCCGCAUUGCAAGGAGAUGGACACGUUGUGCAGAUAGAAAUCAACAUAGCUCUGCAAUUGAUGCCUAUGAAGCUUCCAUACAGGCUUUACCACAGGUGGCUGCUCUGAGCUUGGAUGUAGCAUCACGACGGGAUGUCAUGACUGCAGGCAGUGAUGGCUUAGCUCGGGAUGCAGCUAGAUGUGCUAUUCGCUCUGGACAUCUGGACAAAGCCAUAGAACUUCUAGAAGCAGGGCGAAGUAUCUUCUGGUCACAAGCCCUAUCUCUCCGCUUGCCUUUUGAUCAAAUCCACAAGAUUGCACCAGAAUUGGCAGAUAAGCUACAAAAUAUUGCGACUAAGCUGGAGAUUGGAUCUCAUCACCAGGAAGCAGCCCAACUUAAUCGCCUUAAUGAAGAAUGGGCUCAAUCUAUUCACGAAGUUAGGAAAUUGAGUGGAUUUGAGGAUUUUUUAUGCCCAUCCCGUUUAUCCUCACUCAAAAUGGCUGCAUCAGAACAUCCACUUGUCAUUCUUAUUGCAAAUGAUGAUGAAAGUCAUUGCCUCAUCAUGACAUCAACAAUCAUUCAUCACAUCCCUCUUCCAAACUUAGACACUCCCAUGUUGAAGGCACUUGCUCAUAUGAUUCAGAUAGCUGGCUCUCACUCACCGAUACCACGGUCACUCAUUGAUCAAACCCAGGACAUGAAUAUAAAGCUUCUGGGAGAAGAGCGAGCAGGAAGGGUUAGCGGCAAUGCUCAACUUAGAUCUUCAGAUAACAUGUUCAUAUCUGUUUUGAGGAUGCUGUGGGAUGAAUUGGUGAAGCCAGUCAUUAAUUUUCUUAAUAUUAAGAAAUCAGACAAAAUGACUGUCCUGCAAUGGUGCCCAACUGGUUAUUUCACCUCCCUUCCCAUCCAUGCUGCAGGCUGCUAUGAUGAUGAGCUAGCUAUUGAUUGUGCCCCAGAUUACUUCAUUUCCUCAUACACUCCAUCCAUAGGGGUGCUUCUGGCUUCGGAUUCAGCUCCCACUAGCCAAGCAUUCCAAAUGAUGGCUGUGAUCCAAUCUAAAGGGCUGCCUUCUACAAGAAGGGAGCUAGAAAACAUUCGGCGACAUGUAUCUUGUGAAGCUCUCAUCGAAUUAGGAGUUCCUGGAGUACCUGCUGGAGUUGAAGCUGUUGCCUCCCGUCUUUCAGAUAUGUCUAUCGUUCACUUUGCAUGCCAUGGGAACCAAGAUCCAUGGAAUCCACUUGACAGUGGGCUCAAGCUUGAUGAUGGGUUACUCCGAAUCUCAAGAAUUAUGAAGGAAAAGAUGCCAGAUGGAUCACUUGCCUUUCUCUGUGCUUGUGAGACAGCUAUGGGCGAUCAAAAUCUACCGGAUGAGGCAAUGAGCAUAGGUGCAAGCUUGAUGUUUUCUGGAUUUCGGAGGGCCGUCGCUACUAUGUGGAAAAUGAUGGACGAAGAUGGACCUAUGAUUGUGGACACAUUCUAUGAAGAACUUUUCUUUGGUGGUCCUGAUGGAAGACCGGCUCUUAAACCUGAUAUGACGAAGUCUGCCCUAGCCCUUCACCUUGCGGUCAAGAAACUCCGUUCGCAGGGUGUUUCAUUCCGUCGUUGGGUUCCCUUUAUCCAUAUGGGCAAAUAA